Molecule: messenger RNA, 1803 nt
Organism: Dracunculus medinensis (Guinea worm)
Lineage: Eukaryota; Metazoa; Nematoda; Chromadorea; Rhabditida; Dracunculidae
Source: the annotation of a GenBank genome assembly
AUGUGUGCUACUAUUGCAGGGCUUGUAUUUGCACCAGGGCUAACGUCUGCAGUUCAGUACAAUCCGGCCACUGUACCUCAGUAUAAUCCAGUUGUUCAAGCGUCUACAGUUUGUAAAUAUACGCAGUGCUCCAGUUCCAACCCAUGUGCCCAGGGAGUAUGCAAUAAUGGUUAUUGCUGUGGUCCUUCAAUCUCUGAAAAUCCAGGCGCUCCAAUUAUGAUGGCACCACCUAAUUGUCCUGGUUGCGCCCCACAAUCUCAACCUAUUGCUGGUUUCAGCCCGAGUUACAAUCCAAGCUAUGGGCCCUCCUACAAUCCUCAAGUAUUAAAUCAACAGCAACAACAAUAUCAAUGCACGCCGGGAUGUCCUCGGGGAUAUUCUGGAUGUUGCGGUACGCAGCAACCAUCAUGUUGUCCGCAACAAAUCUGUCCGGGAGGAAUGCCGUCAACUGGACGCUUCUGCUACAAUACAUGCCCUCUGGGUGAAGUUUGUAUUGCAGGCAUUUGCUGCCCACAGACAAUUGUAAUUAGUUGUUCCGCAUCCGUAUCAAAAAGCUGUCCAUAUGGUUCCGCACCGAAUGGACAGUGCUAUAAUGGAUAUUGUAGAGCUGGAUACCAGUGCAAUCAGCAAUCUGGAAUGUGUUGCCCUGUACCUCAACAGCAAUACGUUUGCCCUAUGGGUGGUAUGCCAUAUGGUCAGUGCGUUACUAAUCGUUGUGCACCAGGAUUGGCUUGCAUUCGAGGAAUAAUCUGUUGUCCUGUUAUGCCAGUAACUACAGCAGCAACAACUACUGCUAAUCCACUUCUUUGCUCCGACGGAACUCAAGCGGCUGGUAUUUGCAUAAAUGGGAUGUGCGGAUUUGGAUACUCGUGCGUCAAAGGUCUUUGUUGCAAUAAAACUUCACAAGCACCUAAAUGUCUUGAUGGAACUGAAGCGGUGGGAGCAUGUAUCAACGGUGCUUGUGGUAAGGGAUACCAAUGCACUACUGGCAAUAUUUGUUGCCCAGCUACAGGAGGACCAGGCAAACGCAUUUCAGUUACAACAACAGUGGCGCCACCCUUCAGUUGCAAAAAUUUGAAUAAUGCCAUCGGGCCAUGCGUGGGAGGUCAGUGCCCUGAUGCAGGAUUCAUGUGUGACUCAUCUGUUAAUACUUGCUGUCCAGUUGUUGAACCGAUAGGCCCAUGCUUGGAACCAGGCAACCUAUGUCCACUUGGAUACAAAUGCUACACCGGUGGAAAUACUCCUGUUUGUUAUUUAACAUGUAAUGGCAAGGGUGCUUCCUUGGGAAAUCCACCUUGUGCUGCAGGAACAGUAGAAACAUUUGGCGAUUGUUGUGCUGCAAAUCGAGUGAUGCAAAAUCCUUACAUUUCAUCAUAUCAACCACCAUAUCAACAGCCGUAUCAACAGUCAUACCAACAGUCAUAUCAGCCCUACAGUAACAUGCGAGGCUACUAUAACGUAAUGCUAGAUGAUCUGUUGAUUAAUUGCGGAAAUAAGAAGUAUAAAUUGAGAAAAUUACUGUUCCUAAAAAGGCACCUUUCAUUAGUCAUGCGAAGUGGAGUUGGCGUCUGCCCAGAUGGUUCAGAAGCUGUAAGUGGAUGCAUCAAUGGGCUUUGCGGUGCUGGUUUUGAAUGCAAUAUGGGCUUAUGUUGCAGACCGAGCCAAUAUAUAGAUUAUGGAGGUUAUAUGCUCCAAGAUUCUGCCAUUUCAAAUGAUGACGCAGGUAUCAAAGCCUUGGCCAAGGGCCACAAAAAUGAGAAGGAAACACAUAAAAGCGAUAAAAUAACGAAAGCUAGGCGAUGA